GUGCACACAGAUACAAAAGAUAAUUUCUAUUUCUGCUCUACUUCGAAGUUAGAAGAACCCUAACAUAACAUAAUCUCUCUCUUUCGAUCGCAUCUUCUUCAAAAAUUUCCCACCUGUAUUUACAAGUUCAAUGUUUGUGAAUUCUCCAUUGCUCUGUUCUUAGUCGCCUUUGAUUACUCUCGCUUUCUAUCCGAUCCAAUUGUGUGAUGAUUUUCUCUUGAACAAGCUCAUAAGGUUUGAGCUUUUAUCUCUGGAGAGAAUUCAUGGGUGUCUCGUUUAAGAUUUCCAAGGUUGGUAGAAAGUUUCGGCCUAAGAUUUCUACUGAAUUGGUUACUCCUGAUUCUCCAGAACAGCUGAAUUCGAAAGCAAAGGCUACUGAUGAAAGCAAUGUUGGUGAUGUUUCCGGGUUUUCGAAGCCAUCUUUGCCCGAUAUAUCUCCAGAUCAUGAAGUUUCCUUCAUAUUGAGCCUCUAUCCAAAUGGGUACUCUAUAGGAAAAACCUCUGAGGCUCUGCAACAGACAUCCUUUCGAGAUGUUCCAAAGGUCUUACAUCCGUAUGAUAGGGCAGCAGAGGGUCUACUUUCGGCUAUUGAGGCUGGCAGGCUUCCUGGGGAAAUUUUGGAAGAUAUACCUUGCAAAUUUGUGGAUGGGGUGGUUAUAUGUGAGGUGCAUGACUAUCGGAAACACACCCCAGCUCAAGUCUCUCCUGUGAUAAAUAAAUUGCGCCUUAAGAUGUCACUUGAGAAUGUGGUAAAAGAUAUUCCAUCAAUGUCAGACAACUCAUGGACUUAUGGUGAUCUCAUGGAAGUGGAGUCCAGGAUAUUAAAAGCCUUACAACCUGAACUCUGUCUGGAUCCUGUACCCAGACUUGAUAGGCUGAGUAAAAACCCUUUGUCUGCUAAACUCGAUUUGUCGCUUUCUACUUUACGGAGAAAGAGAUUAAGGCAAAUGGCAGAAGUGACAGUCAUGUCUCAGAAUAAGAUUCAUGGGAAAAAGGUUUGCAUUGAUCGGGUUCCGGAAAGUUCAGAUCGGGGAAAUAUGCCAGGGCAUUUGAUAAUGCAGCAAACCCAUAACAACCAGGCUAUUCAGAACCUUGGUACUAAUAUGCUGGUGGGAUUAAGAAGUCAGCCGUUGCAAGAUGCACCAAAUUCCUCUCUAGCCUUGGUACCACCUCAGCAACAAAGGUACCUGGGAACUGGAAAUAUAAGAAACAUGCAGGAUCAAGGAUCAAAUUCUGUCAGCGUUUCUUGCGCUUCGCCUGGUGGACUAGAUGUGAUGCUGCCUUAUGGCUCUGAUAGUAUGAACCCUGGUACAUCUUUUCAUAGAAAGAGGGAAAGUCAAGAAGGACAAAUGUCUUCUAUGCCUGGUUUGAAUAAGCGAACAAGGGUUUCACAUAUGGGUCCUGAUGGGGUUCCGCAGCAACAGUUAGGGCAACGCAUGGAUGGCCUUCAUGGAACCGAUACAAAUUGGAAAAAUACGCUUCUACAACAGCAAGACAUGCUAGGCAGAAGUAUUCAGUAUCCAAAUACAAGUACACAGAGGUUUUCACCACACCAAAUGGAAGGGGUUUUGAAUCAGGAAGGUGGUCCCAUGCAAUUUCCAGCUUCACAACAGGGGGCACCGAGAUACACUUCGAAAGAGGAGCCAUUUGAGACUGGUAAAAUUGAUGGUGGCACCAGAAACAAUAUUCCGGGGGGAAGUGACACAAAUGAUUUGGAUCCGCGUAUUCAGUCAAGGAUGCCCCAUAAUGCAUACAUUAGAUCAAAUUUCCCUCAAACAUCCUGGAAUGUUAAUCCUGGCCAGCAGAUCGAAAAAGAGCCAAAGAAAGAAGAACAAUUUAGUCGUAGGAUAUCGGCUCAAAGUCCUCGUUUGUCGGCAGGUGCUCCACCACAGUCCCCACAUUCAUCGAAGUCUGGUGAGUUUUCUGGUGGUUCAAUGGGGACCCACUAUGGAGCAGUUGCAGCAGCUCAGAAGGACAAGGCUGUUACUUCUAUACCUGCUAUUGGUGCCACUCAGUCAGUGGGUUCUAGUGCUAAUGAUGCUAUGCAGCAAAGGCAACACCAAGCCCAAAUGGCAAAACGGAGGACAAAUUCUCUUCCUAAGACGCAAGUUAUCAGCACUGUUGGUUCUCCUGUUAGUGUCAAUACUAUUAGUGUCCCAGUUAAUGCAAGGAGCCCUUCAGUGGGACCCCAAACUUUGGGCGAUCACGCAAUACUGGACAGAUUUUCAAAGAUUGAACGAGUUGCUGCUAGGUACCAACUAAACUGCAAAAAGCAUAAGGUGGAUGAGUACUCUCGAAGACCUCGCGUGUAUGCUAAACAGUCCUUGACUGUUUGUUUAUCGAACCUGUCUAACGAAGAGGUCUUCAAAGACGAGGACAAAGCAUUAUCAAAAUCUAUUCUUGGUGGCAGUAUGAAUACAUGCAAGACUAGAGUCACAAACUUUUUUCAUAUGGAACGUGUAAUGCAAGGUACCGUCCCUUCCUUCGUCCCUAGAAUACGAACAAAACUGGUGAUGUCAGAGAAGGCCGUCGAUGGGACCGUAGCAUGGUAUCAAGGGGACGUAGAUGAAGGGGAUGUUUCUCAGGCUGAAGAUUUUCUCUUAGCGUUGCCCAAUACACACAUUGCCGAUCUACUUGCUAAUCAAUUUAAAUCACUGAUGACCCGUGAAGGAUACAUGAUCGAAGAACAUAUUCUGGCAAAGCCAAACCGUGGGGAUACUGGCCCAAUCAGCAACCAACCAAAUUCUGCAGGUGGUUAUCCAAGAGGUUACUCUGCAAACGAUAUGCAACAGUAUGGAGAUGCAGUUGCAGGGCAAGCGUCUGGCGAGGCAUCAAAACAGGGGAAUACUGGAAAUGUGCCUAAUACCUCAACCCAGAAUAUUCUUGCAAAUGCAAGGAUGCUUCCUCCAGCAAAUUCUCAAGCCUUGCAAUUGUCUCAAGGACUGCUGUCUGGUGUCUCCAUGCCUAUGCAACCACAACAGCCUGACCCACAACAGUCAGCGCUACUGUCAUCACAUUCACAGCAGAAAAAUCAACAGUCCAUGUUUACACAGCAACAGCAUCCACAAAUGCAGAGACCAUCCAUGAUACUGCCUACAAAUCCACUAUCAGCCAUCAACUCGAUUGGCCAGAGCUCUGGUAUGCAGCCGGGUGGUCAGAUGGCCAACAAGUAUUCGCCUCUUCAACUGCAGAUGUUACAGCAGCAGCAGCAGGCGGCAAUGCAGAAGAAGAUAAUGAUGGGGCUAGGAUCAGGUGUAGGCAUGGGUAUGGGUAUGGGCAUGGGCAUGGGUAUGGGGAGCAUGGGAAAUAGUAUUGCUGGGCUUGGAGCUUUAGGCAACCAAUUGAAUAUGGCAGGAAGAGGGAUUGGGGGAACCGGAAUCUCAUCAUCAAUGUCUGUUCCUGGCAUCGGUAAUAUGGGCCAGAACCCAAUGAAUCUGAAUCCAGCAUCAAAUUUGAAUGCUAUAAGCCAGCAACUCCGAUCCGGUGCGUUAACACCCCAACAAAACGCUCUGUUUACACAGAUUAGGAUGGGCAUGGCAAACCGAGGAGGUGUAAUGGGUGCUCCUCAAGCCGGGAUAAGUGGCGUGUCAGGUACGAGGCAGAUGCACCCCAGCUCAGCUGGUAUAUCCAUGUUGGAUCAGAAUUCAUUAAACCGAGCUAACCUGCAGCGAGCUGCUGCUAUGGGUAACAUGGGCCCACCUAAGCUGAUGCCUGGAAUGAAUCUCUACAUGAAUCAACAGCAGCAGCAGCAACAACAACUCCAGCAGCAACCCCAACAACAACAGUUGCAGCAUCAGCAACAGUUACAGCAGCCUAUGUCUCAGCCAUCUCAGCAGCUAGCUCAGUCUCCGCAGCAGCAGCAGCAGCAGCAGCUACAACAUGAACAGCCUCAACAAACACAGCAGCAGGCAACAGCAUCCCCUCUUCAGUCUGUGCUAUCACCAGCCCAAGUAGGUUCGCCAUCAGCUGGAAUUACCCAGCAGCAGCUACAACAGUCCAGUCCCCAGCAAAUGAGUCAGAGAACUCCAAUGAGUCCCCAGCAAAUGAACCAAAGAACUCCUAUGAGUCCUCAGAUAAGCUCGGGUACAAUGCAUCCCAUGAGCACAAGCAACCUCGAGGGUUGUCCAGCGAGUCCACAGCUUAGUUCUCAGACAAUGGGAUCUGUUGGUAGCAUCACCAAUUCUCCAAUGGAGCUUCAAGGUCCCAAAAACAACUCUGCUGGUAAUAAUUCCUGAUCAAGAACACUAUAAUUAUGGGUAACAUUAUUUAUAUUCAGGAACCCUUUGCUUCACAACAUGAGUUGUUAUCUAAUUAGGGACAAGCAGAGAAAGAGUUUUUAGUUCACCGUCUUACGUUUUGCUUGUACAUUAGGCUUUUGAAAUUUAAUAUAGAUUCAUGACCAAAGCCUGUAAAUGAAAAAGUUAAGAAUCUGUUGUGCUCUGCAAGUGAAAGUGCCAUUAUUAUUAGGUUGUUGAUAUGUAACCACUGUCUGCUUCAGACUAUUUGGAAGUUUUUGUUUAAGCUUAAUAAUUAAUCUGUUUUGUUCAA
Molecule: messenger RNA, 4548 nt
Organism: Arabidopsis lyrata subsp. lyrata
Lineage: Eukaryota; Viridiplantae; Streptophyta; Magnoliopsida; Brassicales; Brassicaceae
Exons: 13
Coding region: 264-4235 (1323 amino acids)
Biological process (GO): regulation of transcription by RNA polymerase II
Cellular component (GO): SAGA complex
Molecular function (GO): transcription coregulator activity
Source: RefSeq, a predicted model, not a curated record